Messenger RNA from Oldenlandia corymbosa var. corymbosa, 1854 nucleotides. NCBI's taxonomy places the organism in Eukaryota, Viridiplantae, Streptophyta, Magnoliopsida, Gentianales, Rubiaceae. The record is from the annotation of a GenBank genome assembly.
AUUUACUGUAAUAUGAAAAGGCAUAUUGAGGUUGGAAUAAUAAAAGCGAAUACGCGACAAACGCCAAAAUUAACAAGAUUAAAAAAAGUGAAUAAUAAUUAAGUUCAUAUAAUAGUGCAAUUUGAAAUUAGUUUUGCUAAAAUUCAUUUGUACUACACACUUGUGUAUAUAGAAGUCUUUCCACAACCUUUAGGCUACCUUAAUCCGCCAGAAGUUAUGGAUAAUCCAUCAACGCAAAUUGAUGAUCUAAAGUUGUUCUCCUCUGACAAAUCUGCCUUUGAUCUUCAUUCUAAAACUUCAGAAUCCUCCAAAUUAGCUGAUCAUGGUGAGACUACUAACGAUGUUCUUGAAGACUUGGUCGAACAAUAUAUUGGAGGAUCAUUGAGAUGGACUCAAGUUUUACAAGUCAUCCUUAUUUCAAUGGCUUCUUUCUUUGAAGCUCAACAAACUUUCAUAACCAUCUUCACUGAUGCCAAGCCCUCUUGGCACUGCAAACAAACUCCAACAACCUGCGAUUCAUCCUCUCCUGAUGUCUGCAAACUUCCACUAAAUUCAUGGGAAUGGGAUCGGCCAGCUCAAACUUCCGUCAUAUCUGAUUGGUCCCUUUUGUGUACAACAGCAAGUAAGAUCGUUUCAGGGUUGCCUGCUUCUUCCUUCUUCAUGGGAAGUCUCCUUGGAGGAAUCAUUCUCGGCUUCAUCGGAGACUCGAUAGGUCGAAAGAAGUUGUUGACCUUGUCAUGUUUCACUAUGUCCGCGGCUUCUAUGCUGAUUUUCUUCUCCAACAACAUCUGGGUCUACUCGGGUUUGAAGGCGAUAAGCGGAUUAGGCCGCGCUGCCAUCGGAUCAUGCGUCCUGGUUUUGUCAACUGAGAGUGUCGGAAAGCGAUGGAGAGGCAGAGUUGGAGUUGUGGGAUUCUUGUGUUCUACACUUGGUUAUAUGUCUUUACCUGCUUUAGCUUAUGUUCUCAGAAGUCAUUCAUGGAAGAAUCUGUACCUCUUAACAUCCGCUCCGGCGAUUCUUUACAGCGUUUUGGUGGUUUUAUUCGCUUAUGAAUCGCCCAAAUGGAUGCUUCAACAAGGUAAAGUACGCAGGGCCGCGGAAGUUCUCAAAGCAUAUAUAGAUCCUAACUGUUACUAUGAUUAUUCAAGCUUUUCUAAAGCUGUAGCCUCUAGUACUUCUCAAAAGAGUCCUACCCGUGCUCACGAGAACAGAUCAUUUGUUUCACUUUCUGUGUACGACUUGUUCUGGAAGGGGGACAAAACCACCCUGCGACAGCUGAUUGUGGCAAUGCUCAUUGGAUUCGGGGUCGGUUUAAUCUACUACGGCACGCCAUUAGGCCUCGGGGGAUUCGAGUUCAACCUCUACUUAACCGUCGCGUGCAGCGCAACGUUGGAGGUGCCAUCGGCGCUGAUGACAUUCUAUUUGGCUAAAUUCCGGCGAAGAGUUUCGCUUCUUUCAUUAUGUAUUCUAAGUGGUGCGUGUGAGCUUCUUUCCAUCUUGGUUGGGAAAUGGAUUUGGAUGCAAUUCUUGUCGUUCUUCAGCGCUUGUACGGCGUUUAACUUGUUAAUUAUUUACACGGUGGAGCUGUUUGAAACGAGCGUGAGGAAUUCGGCGGUUUCAAUGGUUUGGCAAGCCAUUGUGUUAGGUGGAGUCAUUAGCCCUUUGGUCAUUUCCAUAGGCGAAGGCUACAACGACAAUAUUCUACCACAUUUGUUGUUUGGUUUGUUGAUUUUCAUUUUAGGGCCAUUGGUUCUUUUACUUAAAGAAACCAUGCCUGGUCGACCUCAGCGUGUUCACCAAAGUUAAUUCAUUUGUAUAUAUAGGUGUCGUGUCAUAUACUACCUUUUUCCGCAC